This is a messenger RNA of Phalaenopsis equestris, 414 nucleotides long. RefSeq lists its product as uncharacterized. The coding region runs from base 23 to 385 and encodes 120 amino acids. The transcript is spliced from 3 exons. The record is from RefSeq and is a predicted model, not a curated record. NCBI's taxonomy places the organism in Eukaryota, Viridiplantae, Streptophyta, Magnoliopsida, Asparagales, Orchidaceae.
UCAGAUUGAAAGUCAGGUUGAUAUGCUUAAGUUGGAAAUUGAAGAACAUGGUUUGAAAUGCUCAUCUGAAAUGGAGAACAUAGAAGAGGAGUCAGAAGCAAAAGAAGAACAACUGAAACUAAUGGACAGGGAGGCACAGGAGCUAUUAAUGGAGUCUGAAGAAAAGCUGAAGAGGACUUUGAUAGAGUGCACGGAGGAGACUCAAUUAUGUGCUCAGGAGCUCUAUUCGUUGAUCGAUAGUGUCUCUCAGUAUAAGGAGUUUAUGGGAUCUACAGUUGUUGGGAUCGGAGAGGAGAUCAGAGAGAUAGUUGAAGGAGUGAAACAGGCCUUUGAGGCUUCUUCCAGGAUGCACGGGAAAAGUUUUCUGUUUGGACUCCGGGCGUGACAAUACGUGCAGAAUAUGACGCCACGUGU